Molecule: messenger RNA, 714 nt
Organism: Botrytis deweyae
Lineage: Eukaryota; Fungi; Ascomycota; Leotiomycetes; Helotiales; Sclerotiniaceae
Exons: 2
Coding region: 1-714 (237 amino acids)
Source: RefSeq, a predicted model, not a curated record
AUGCUACUUUUAACGCCAUUGGCAUGGGGGUUUGGAUUAAUUUACGGUAAGAAGAGGGUAGCAUUCCGUGCUGGUCAGCCCGAAAUUUCGAAUCCUGCGAGUCUGAUUACCAUAUUCGUUCCUGUACUCCGUGCUUUAGCUCCAAGUCUAUAUACCUGUACACUCGUCAUCAUUGUUGCUCAUUCCUCGAUUUACGAGCUAUGGUAUUGGCCUUUGGUCCCAGACCUGAGACCCGAGACUAGUCUAGCCAUGGCUUCAAUCAAAUUCCACAUCACGCAUACGUUUUUAGAGUCCAUGAUGGCUUCUUUGGAUGUUAAUAAUGCGUAUCUUACCGGAGUUACACCGGUUGCUUUGAGCAAUAUCAAUUCCUCCAGUCUUGGCUUCUUUUGUCCCAAUAAUAUGGAUCAGAUUCCACCUCGGUACUGUCCUCCAACGCCAGAAUGUGAGAUUACACGUCUGGAAACUUUGUGGAAUACUUUCCAGCAGAUUCAAGAUCCUUACAUGUCGAUGAUAUGCAAGCCAGGAUAUUACUGCCUUGCUGGGGGCCGAGAGCAGAUUAUAUGCCCUCCGGGUAACUACCGUCCUCUUGGAUCUUUCAAGCCCAUUCAAUACGAUGUGCCAUCUUCAUGUCAUCAAGGCAGUUCACGCCAAUCUCCAUUCCUUGGAAUUUCUAUGAUCAUUAUUGACAUUUCUCUGGCUCUUUUAUUCGACUAA